CCAUGCCAUGAUGCGUUCAUGGCAGGGAUGAACUUCAGCACUACGAAAGCGCCGCUUAGAGGAACGAAAGACCAUGGGGGAUGGCAGUAAAUCGCCCGAGAGCAGCAAGAAAGCUCCUGCGCCACUCUCCUCCUCCUUCCUGACGAUCGACCCCAGCUUCUUCGCGACCUCUGCUCAGCUCCAGGCGCCUGUGGUGUUGGAUGCGUCAGAGAAAGCGAAGCCAACGGAGAUGUCAGACCUGGCUCGCGAGGACUUCGACAUGCCUGCUGACGUCACUGCGGGCUUGUCUCGGCUGAGCUUCGUGGCGUCUGAAGGAGUCUUGUAUGAGAUGCAUGACCAGCCGAUAGAACAGGAUGCGCUGUGGAGCUACGAAGGGAAGACAAACUUGACCUACUUCGAGUACUUGCGCGAGCUCAGGGAUACGAGAAAGCAGAUGUUCAAUCGGGUAGUCGUCAAGAAGCACAAGAAGAAGGAGGUCGACUACAGCUCGAGCCCGUACCGCCCGUCCCCGAGCUUCUUUCAGCAUCUCUACCACCCCAAGACUCGGCGCGGGGCGUCGGUUUGGAUCCCCUUGACGGUCAUGGUGAGGGAGGGGGAGAGGGAGGGGUACUUCACGGACCGAGACAGAGGAUACGUCCGACGUCUGCGAGGAGAUGCGCUCAGAGACGAGGCGCUCCUCGACCUCCUGGAGUCAGACUCAUCGCCCUCAGGCUCUGAAGCUCAGGCGACUCCUCUCGCCAUCAUCAAGACUCGCAGCUCUGCUGGGGGCCAGGAGGUCAAGACGCUCGACCGAGCUGGGGUUGUCAGGAAGCUGGGGAGGGAGGAGGGGGAUAGCUUUGUGCUGCAGAAAUUCGUCCCUCCCUUCGGCAAGCAUGCAGCGAUUUUCCGCACCACAUGGAAGCGACUGCACGCGAGCAACACCAUGCUGAUCUCAAGCAUGAGGAGGAUGGCGGCGGCGCCCAGCAUGGAGGCGACCAGCUUCUUCUGCACAGACACGUCGGAGCUCGAGCACACGAGCAUGGUGUCGUACCGAGGGCAGACGGUAGUAGACGCACAGCAAGUCAUCAACGACGUGGUGAGCUUCCUGGAAGGGAACGACCCUACGUAUCACUUCGACGCCAUCACGGCAGAUUUCAUCAGGGACUGGUCAGGCAGGUUGUGGCUGAUAGAUGUCAAGUCGUUUGCAUGUCAUGAGAUUCAAAUCUGAGGGAGUCAUACAGCGACCAGGAGAAUAAACCGAAUCCUCUCCUCCUCCC
Molecule: messenger RNA, 1256 nt
Organism: Guillardia theta CCMP2712
Lineage: Eukaryota; Cryptophyceae; Pyrenomonadales; Geminigeraceae
Exons: 4
Coding region: 74-1207 (377 amino acids)
Source: RefSeq, a predicted model, not a curated record